Podarcis muralis (Common wall lizard) is the source of this 2850-nucleotide messenger RNA. RefSeq names its product Tax1 binding protein 1 (gene TAX1BP1). The record is from RefSeq and is a predicted model, not a curated record. Gene Ontology annotation, biological process: negative regulation of apoptotic process. Lineage: Eukaryota; Metazoa; Chordata; Lepidosauria; Squamata; Lacertidae.
CGCGAGAGGCGCUCGCACGCGCUGAGGCCGGAAGUGACGCGCGCGAAGGGGGCCGGGCUCUUGAGGCGGUAAUGGCGGCCGCGCCUCUGUGUUGUUGAAGCCUCCAGCGUCCCUGAUAGACCAAAGUGACAAUGAUGAAACUACCAUUUCCAAUUUAAUAUGCAAGCUUCUGAAGUAUGCCAAAAACCUUCCUAAAGCUGGAUGCUGCAAGAAUUCUUCAAAAGAGCAACAAUGUCAUCCUUUCAAGAAGUUCCAUCUUCAAACAGUGCCCUGCAGACUUCAAAUUUUGCACAUGUCAUCUUUCAGAAUGUAGCAAAAAGUUACCUUCCAAAUGUGCACCUUGAGUGCCAUUACACUCUGACUCCCUAUAUACGCCCUCACCAAAAGGAUUGGGUUGGUAUUUUCAAGGUUGGUUGGAGUACUGCACGAGAUUAUUACACAUUUCUGUGGUCACCUAUGCCUGACAACUAUGUGGAAGGAUCAACAGUUAACUCUGUGCUGUCUUUUCAAGGAUACUACCUUCCAAAUGAUGAUGGUGAAUUUUACCAGUUCUGCUAUGUAACACAUAAGGGUGAGAUCCGUGGAGCAAGCACUCCGUUUCAGUUUCGAACAUCAUCUCCUGUUGAAGAAUUGUUGACGAUGGAAGAUGAAGGGAAUUCAGACAUGUUGGUGGUGACCACAAAGGCUGGACUUCUUGAGUUCCAGAUUGAAAAAACUAUGAAAGAAAAAGAAGAACUAUUAAAGGUGACUGCUUCACUUGAAAAGGAAACCCUGCAGCUUAGAGAUCAAGUUGAAAGACUGGAAAAAGAACUGAACCGUGAAAAGGAAAGAUGUGAUCAGCUGGAAGCACAGCAAAAGGAUAAUUCCAAAACUGCAGAAACCCUUAAAACAGAAAAUGAAGAACUCAAGAAAAAGCAGAAUGAGGCUACUUCCAAAGUUCUACAGCUUGAAGAAGACAUCAUGACUGUUACUCAGAAAGCUAUUGCAAAAGAAACUGAGUUAGACAGCCUGAAAGAUAAACUCAAGAAAGUAGCCAUUGAAAAGGAACAACUUGAAUGCCAGUUGAAGACUGAGAAGGAUGAAAAGGAACUCUACAAGAUACAUCUGAAGAACACAGAAAUUGAAAACACCAAACUUGCAUCAGAAGUUCACACUCUAAAGAAUUUGGAUGGAAACAAAGAAAACCUUAUAGCCUAUUAUAAAGAGGAAGUUGGCAGAUUACAACUGUGCAUGGCUGAAAAAGAAAAGCUGAAGAGAGCCUUCUUGCUUACUUCAUCAAACAAGGAAGAGGCAAGUAUUUUGAAGGAGCAGCUUCGGAAAGCUGAGGAUCAGAUUCAAGCUAGUAGGCAGGAAGCUCUGCUGAUGUCAAAAGAGCUCAGUGAUGCUGUAAAUGUGCGCGAUAAAACUAUGGCGGAUCUUCAUAGUGCUCGACUAGAAAAUGAAAAGGUGAAGAAGCAACUUGCUGAUGCUGUAGGUGAACUUAAGAAAAUGGCACUGGUGAAAAAUGAACAGGAAACUUCCAGCACUGUAGAGAAGGAACUACGCAGAGAAGUUGAAGACUUAAAGCUCCGCCUGCAGAUGGCUGCUGAUCAUUACAAGGAAAAAUUCAAAGAAUGCCAGAAACUGCAAAAACAAGUCAAUAAGCUUAUUGACCAAACAGAUGAGAAAUUGAAAUGCAGUGUCUAUGCUGAUGAACUGGCUAAGUUGGAGCUGAAAUGGAAGGAGCAAGUGAAAAUUAGUGAGAGUGUGAAGCAACAGCUGGCAGCAGUAGAAGACCAGUAUCUAGUGCAGUUGGCCGAAAAGGACAGACAGAUAAAUGAGCUGACAUCCCAUUUGGGAAUCCUCAGCAGAGAAAAGAGCCCUGGAAGGAGACCAGAAAAUCAAACUGACAGAAUCACCGAAGGACAGAUUUCUCAGCAUGCAGUAUAUUUUCUCAAUACUGCUCUUACUUCAGGGGACGAUGGACAGGUUCCUGCUGUGCCAACUCGGUUACCAGUCCUGCAGUAUGGAAACCCUUAUACAGCCCAGGAAACAAGAGAUGGAGCAGAUGGUGCUUUUUACCCUGAUGAGAUCCAAAGGCCACCUGUAAGAGCGCCCGCUUGGGAACUUGAAGACAAUGUAGUGUGCAGCCAACCAGCCCGCAACCUCAGCCGGCCUGAUGGUUUAGAAGAUCCUGAGGAUAGUAACGAUGAUGAGGCAAGCGCACCUUCUGCUCCGGAGCCACCAAACCUCGGCUUACAAGAACGUGGAACAGGCUUUUGUUUUGAUUCCAGUUUUGUGCACAUCAAGAAGUGUCCCCUUUGUGAAGUGAUGUUUCCUCCUAACUAUGAUCAGAGCAAGUUUGAAGAACAUGUUGAGAGUCACUGGAAGGUGUGCCCCAUGUGCAGCGAACAGUUCCCUCCUGACUAUGACCAGCAGAGCUUUGAAAGACAUGUACAAACACACUUUGAUCAGAAUGUUUUGAAUUUUGACUAGUUUGAGGCAUCUGAAUGCAGAUUAGUUUAGGCAAAACUUGAAUGAGCGAAUUCUGUAAGAGAAGAGUACACAGCCGUCAUAACGUGUUGUUUAAAGGCUACUUUCAGUACAGUGCUUUGGCCUAUUAGCAAGUAUUGGGCUAGCCUUCUUUGAUCUAGCAUACAUCCAGAACUGUUAUAAUAUCUAUCAGUAUUUAUUCCCUGGCUGACAAAAUGCAUAAGAACACAGGAAAUGCACAGACUUGUUCAGAAACCUCCUAAGUCGAGUUUGUAGUAGUGGCAAGUGUACAGAAUGACUUGAUUUUGCUCUUGUAUUUGCUUAUGAUUAGAUAUUAAAAUUCUCAUUCCAUGAUAAUAAAAUGAGGUUUCUCGGUAA